Molecule: messenger RNA, 1182 nt
Organism: Ziziphus jujuba (common jujube)
Lineage: Eukaryota; Viridiplantae; Streptophyta; Magnoliopsida; Rosales; Rhamnaceae
Product: BAHD acyltransferase BIA1
Exons: 3
Coding region: 1-1182 (393 amino acids)
Source: RefSeq, a predicted model, not a curated record
AUGAAGGUAAAGGUGUUUCAUAGAGAAACAAUAAAACCUUCAUCACCAACUCCUCAAAGUCUUAGAAGUUUCAAGCUAUCUCUUAUGGAUCAGUAUGGUCCAGUUAUGUACACCCCACUAGUUCUCUUUUACCCAAUCAUCACAGAUCAACAAAAUAAUGCAAUUGUUGCUGAAGAUCAAAGAUCCGAUCAUCUCAGAAAAACUUUAUCAGAAACUCAAACUCACUUCUACCCAUUAGCAGGAAGAAUCAGGGGCAUCUCUAUGUCGAAUGCAACAAUGAAGGAGCUGAAUUUGUUGAAGCAAGAAUCAAUCAAUUGCUCCCUGUCAAAGUUUCUUGAAAACCCAGAUCCUGAUAUGCUUAGGGAAUUCCUUGCAAUUGGUAUUGAAAGUGAAGAAGCAGAGACAGGAUCUCUGUUAGUUGUCCAAGCCACUUUCUUUGAAUGUGGUGGAAUGGCAAUUGGUUUGGCCAUAUCUCAUAAGCUCACUGAUGCAGCCACAUUGAGCGUGUUCCUCAAUACCUGGGCCUCAACCGGCUCUCUCGAUGGUCAUCAACAAGUUUUGGCUCCUGAAUUUGGGAGGUACGAUUUCGAAGCUGAAAAGAUUGAAGCUCUGCGGUUUAAAGCUGCCAGUGAAAGUGUCAAAAACCUAACCAGUGUUGAAGCAGUUUCUGCACUUCUUUGGAAAUCUGCACUCCAAGCAUCAAGAUCAAAUGCAGCAGGGGUUUCAGGACCCUCUGUUUUCUGCCAGAGAGUGAAUAUUCGUCCGAGGGUGGUUCCGCCAUUGCCGGGAAACAUUGUUGGGAAUCUUGUUGGGUAUUUUUCAGCGAAGAUGGAAGGGAGUGAGACUCAUGUUGAUCUGAGAAGCCUGGUUGCUAAGUUGAGGAAAGGAAUGGAGGCACAUGAAGAACUCAAGGAGUAUGAAAACUUGGUUAAAGAUGAGGAAAUUUUCAACUACUGCUGCAGCAGUUGGUGUAGGUUUCGAUUCUACGAGGCGGAUCUCGGAUGGGGGAAGCCAACAUGGGUGAGUAUUGCUGGUAUUGAAUUCAAGAAUACUAUUGUUUUGAUGGAUUCAAGAGAUGGAAGUGGUAUUGAAGCUUGGUUGAUGUUGAAAGAAGAAGACAUGGUUUUAGUUGAAAGCAAUAAGGAGCUGCUUGCUUUUGCUUCUCUGAAUCCAAGGGUCUAA